AUGAAUAUUGGUAAGGAGAAACUCAGACCUACUAGAUCACCAUUGGUAGGAUUCACGGGAGAUAAGUUCUACCCUCUAGGAGCUGUCAUUCUUCCCAUCACUGCAGGAACUAGCCCGAAACAAGUUAUGGUCAUGGUAGACUUCCUGGCGGUGGAUUGCCCAUCUGCUUACAAUGUUAUCCUAGGAAGAACUACCUUAAACUCAAUGAGGGCAAUCACUUCGACUUAUCACCUCUUGAUGCGUUUCCCUACAGAGCAAGGCGUAAGCAAACUAAGAGGAGAUCUGACCACUGCCAAAGAAUGCUAUGUUGCGUCUCUGAGAGAAAAGAAGCAACAUAAUCAAGAUGUGUUCGCAUGGUCACAUGAAGACAUGUCUGGUAUUGAUCCAGCUACGAUCGAGCAUCGAUUAGACACGGAUCCCACAGUCAAACCUAUCAGGCAAAAACGAAGAACAUUUGCUACAGAGAGGAACAUGGCUAUAUCAAAAAAGGUGAAUAAGCUUCUGAAAGCUGAUUUCAUCCAAGAGGUUAAUUAUCCCGACUGGUUGGCUAAUGUUGUUUUGGUAAAAAGGCCAAUGGAAAAUGGAGGAUAUAACCAAAUCUUAAUGCAUCCACCAGAUAGAGAAAAGACCUCUUUUGUCAUGGACAGAGGUUUGUAUUGCUACAAGGUGAUGCCUUUUAGGCUCAAAAAUGCUGGUGCAACAUACCAGCGGUUAGUCAACUUGAUGUUCAAGAAUCAAAUCGAAAGGAAUACAGAGGUAUAUGUGGAUGACAUGCUGGAGAGGGAUAGAGCCAACCCCGAGAAAAUCCAGGCAAUUCUCAACAUGCGGUCUCCAGCAUCGACUAAGGAACUUCAAAGAUUAACAAGAAGAAUCGCCGCUCUGAACAGGUUGAUUUCCAGGGCAACGGAUAGAUGCCUGCCUUUCUUUCGUGUGCUCAGGAAAGCUUUUUCAUGGACACCUGAGUGUGAGCAAGCUUUUACAGAGCUGAAAGAGUAUCUCACUUCACCACCGUUACUAUCAUGGGCAAUGCAAGGAGACCAGUUGUAUUUGUACUUAGCGGUUUCUCCAUCGGCAGUAAGUUCAGCCUUAGUCCACGAAGAAGAUGGAAUUCGGAGGCCAGUAUAUUAUACUAGCCGUGUAUUCAGAGGAGCAGAAGAGAGGCAGGUCCUCCGCAAACCUGAUACUUCGGGGCAACUUAUAAAGUGGUCGAUAGAACUUGGAGAGUUUGAUAUCCAAUACAAACCCCGAACGGCCUUAAAAGCCAAGCACCUGCCAGAUGUUAUAGUGGAAUUCACACCAAAAGAGGGGCAUGAGCAUGGCGUAAAUGAGCAGGAAGAAACUGAGUCUACUUGGACAUUAUACAUGGAUGGGACGGUCAACGCCUGUGCAAGUGGGGCAGGGCUAGUAAUUGUUUCCCCGAAUGGGGAAUGCAUCAAAUAUGUACUCAGGUUUGGAUUUAAGGCAACCAACAAUGAGGCAGAAUAUGAAGCCCUCCUAGCAGGCCUCAGGAUAGCUAAAGCUCUGGAAGUUGAGCGACUACUAGCGUAUACCGAUUCUCAAGUAAUAACUGGACAAGUCCAGGGGGAAUAUGAAGCCAAGGAUGAGAAGAUGAAGACCUAUCUACAUAAGAUAGAAGAUAUCAAGGGCUUUUUUAAGAAGUUCUCUAUUCACUGGAUCCCCCGAGAAGAUAAUAAGCUGGCAGAUGCCCUAGCUCCACUGGCAACCGCAGAGGAAGAUAAAGCCAUACCUGUGGGAUAUUUGGAUGAGCCUAGCACAGUUUGGGAUUGGCCACAGAAAAUACACCAGGUGAUCCCAGGUAUGGAGUGGGCAGAACCCAUUAUCAGGUACAUAGAGAACGAAGAGCUACCCCAGGAUCGCAUGGAAGCACGAAAGAUCAGGAUGCGUGCAGCAAAAUAUUGCCUCAUUGAAGGGGUUCUCUACUAG
Cornus florida is the source of this 1944-nucleotide messenger RNA. RefSeq lists its product as uncharacterized. Gene Ontology annotation, molecular function: nucleic acid binding; RNA-DNA hybrid ribonuclease activity. The coding region runs from base 1 to 1944 and encodes 647 amino acids. The transcript is spliced from 5 exons. The record is from RefSeq and is a predicted model, not a curated record. NCBI's taxonomy places the organism in Eukaryota, Viridiplantae, Streptophyta, Magnoliopsida, Cornales, Cornaceae.